This is a messenger RNA of Populus nigra (black poplar), 1205 nucleotides long. RefSeq names its product flavonol sulfotransferase-like. Gene Ontology annotation, molecular function: sulfotransferase activity. Gene Ontology annotation, biological process: sulfation. Gene Ontology annotation, cellular component: cytoplasm. The record is from RefSeq and is a predicted model, not a curated record. Lineage: Eukaryota; Viridiplantae; Streptophyta; Magnoliopsida; Malpighiales; Salicaceae.
AUGUUCAGCUUCACAAGCACAUCAAUUACAGAAGAAUUAUUCACAUUUUCACUCUCUCUCUCUUUAUACCCUUUCAAAAUGUCUGAUGCUUCAAAAAUCAGUGAAUCUCCAAACAUCAAGAACAAAUAUGAAAAGAUAAUCUCAAAUCUUCGUCAAGAUGAUGGCUGGAAACCAGUUGGAAAACUUUACGAGUAUCAAGGCUUUUGGUACGGUCCGUCGUUGGUACAGAAUGUAAUUUCAGCUCAGGAGUCCUUCACUCCCCAGCCAACUGAUAUUGUCUUGUGCAGCUCUCCAAAAAGUGGCACAGCUUGGCUCAAGGCACUGGCCUUCUCCAUCGUGUCACGAAAUCGGGUCAAUGAUUCCACAAACCCUUUGCUCAAAAAACUGCCUCAUGAGAUUGUGCCCUUUUUGGAGAUUGAACUUGCCCAAGACUCAAACAACAGAAACCUAGAAACCCCAUUUGUGGCAACACAUAUUCCUUACAGUUCCCUGCCAAGAUCCAUCAUAGACUCAAGCUGCAAGAUCAUCUACAUAUGCAGGGAUCCCAAGGAUGUCAUAAUUUCUCACUGGAAUUUUGAUCAGCAAGUGAGUGGCAUCGGCUCUGAAUCCUUCCCUCUGGAAGAGGCAUUAGAGCAAUAUUGUAAAGGGAUCUAUCCUUUCGGACCAUACUGGGACCAUGUUCUAGGGUUCUGGAAAGCAAGCUUGGAAUUCCCGGAGAAAGUACUCUUAGUCAAGUAUGAAGAUUUGAAGACUGACGGGCCGUUCCAUGUAAAGAGAAUGGCCAAGUUCAUGGGCCACCCCUUUUCCAUCGAGGAAGAGCAACAAGGAGCUCCAGAAAAAAUUGUGAGCAUGUGUAGUUUCGAGAAUCUGAGCCGUUUGGAGGUGAACAAGAAUGGAAAAUACUACCUUCCUGACCUCCCUACUUUCGAGAACAAAUCCUUUUUCAGGAAAGGUAAAGCAGGUGACUGGAAAAACUAUCUGACAGAUGGCAAGGCAGUAAAAUUCAACCAAAUUAUGGAAGAGAAGUUCAGUGACUCCGGCUUGGUCUGAUGUCCAUACAUGAAACCGGAGACUCAAUUACUGUUGAGUCUCUUUUGCUUAAUUUCUGCUUGAAUAAACCGUACGUGCAGGUUCACUUCUGUGACUCGAUUAUCGUCGAGUUCUAUAUAAUUAAGAGUAAAUCAGAAUACUAUUGAAUUCUUGCA